Messenger RNA from Drosophila novamexicana, 1803 nucleotides. RefSeq names its product chromatin modification-related protein eaf-1. Gene Ontology annotation, biological process: embryonic development via the syncytial blastoderm; cell surface receptor signaling pathway via JAK-STAT. NCBI's taxonomy places the organism in Eukaryota, Metazoa, Arthropoda, Insecta, Diptera, Drosophilidae. The record is from RefSeq and is a predicted model, not a curated record. The transcript has 4 exons. The coding region runs from base 368 to 1738 and encodes 456 amino acids.
UCAAAGUUUUUGUAAAAUAUAUAAAGCGGAACAUUUGAACGCACCAAAAAAAUAAAAAAAAAUGUUACAAAUUCUAACAAAAUUUUUGAGAUACAAGCAAGUUGCAUUGCUGUUGCAUUUGCAUUGUUGAAGGAUCGAUAAAAAAGAAAAACGUCCUGUUUCAAUAUUAUAUAACCCAGCGACAACAAUUCUUGCCAUGUUAAUCACUUGAUAUUCAUUGUUUGGUUGCCAUUGCGCUGCAACCAAAGUUAAAGGCACCAAGACGGCAUCGCCAACGGCAAUCACCACAAGGACAACGCCAGCAACGGCAGCAGCGCCCCGUAUCAGGCAAAGACUUCAGCGUAUCGCGCGGCAGGACAAUGCGGAUAUGUGGUCCACUCUGCUGUUGCCACUGCUGCUGCUCCAUUUCGUCUAUAUGCAUGCCGCACUGGCCAUGGCCACGGCUAGCGGCGGUCUCACUGUAAUCGAGGGCGCCAGCACCAGCAGCAGCACCAGCUCCACCACCACCAGCACCACCAGCGCCACCAGCAGCAUGGCCCUCUCCACGGCAACCGCUGUGGCCGCCUCUGGUCAGCGGAAGCGGCAUCGCAAGCGGAAUAGCAGCUGGUAUGAUUAUCGCAAUUACAACGAGAAUACCACGGCGCUCGAGUGGAUGAAUCCUUGCGGCGGCUCCUACUAUACAUCAUCCGCCACAGAGCGACGUCGCGCCCAGCGGCCCAAGCAGAUCUUCAACCAGUUGAAGCGCGCCGCCGGCACCGAGUACCGCGAGCUGAACAGCACGCAGGAGCAUAAGGGCAUCGAUAUUGGGGAUAUGCAAGUGUGGUCGCUUCACAAAUACAAUUACAAGUUUCUGCCCAAGCUGAAGCCCAAUUCAACGAUCGCCCUGAAGCGCUGGUACCGCAACAUGCAGACCUAUGUGGCAAGCUUUGCCUAUUUGCGCCGCGUUCAAGUCAAUUGGGAUCGGCAGUAUUUGAAGCGAGAGUCGUCCGUUGCCAAGGAGCUGAAGAAGCUGCUGCUCAGCUCGCGCAGCAUGCUCUGCGAGCUGGAGACGGCGGUGAAUCGCACCUAUCCGGCUCCGGUGGCAGCUCCUGGCCGUGGGGCAGCCAAGCAGCGCCGCUUGAUGCAGCUGCCACAAAUCUCGCGCAACGACAUGAACAGGCGGCUCAAGUUGCGCAGCAAGCGUCGACCCGGGGCAGCGGCAGAGACAACGACUGAGGCGGCAUCAGCGGCAGCGGCAGAGGCAGAGGCAGCCGCAGCAACUACAAUCGGUGAGGCAGACUCCAUGGAUAUGCGCUUUGUGAAGCAUCAUUAUUACGAGUUUCUGCGCACCAUGUGGCAGCUGCUGCGGCGCGACAGCAAACGGGAGCGCCAGCAGCGGCGUCAGCGACGCCAGCGGCGCCAGCAGCGGCAGCGACAGCAGCAGUCGCCGUUGCAACUGCAACAGCACCAGCAGCGACAGCGACAGCGCCAAUGGCAGCAACAGCAGCAGCUGCAGCAACCGCGGCUACAGCUAUCGCUGGCCAUGGCUGGCAAUCGCAGGGAGUUCAACGAGGUCUCCAAGCCCCAGCUCGAUGUGCCCAGAGGUGUCAACGGGCGGCGCGGCAAGCGCCAGCAGCCGCCGCCCUCAGCAUCUGCAUCAGCGUCAACGUCAGCGUCUGCGUCAACGUCAACGUCAGCAGCAGCAGCAGCAGCAGCAGCAGCAAACCAGCGACAACAGCGCCGCGUGCUGCGCACGUGAAAACUCCACAAUAAUAUUAUGUAUAUUAAUCCUAAAUGCAACCCUUAGCUCGCCUAGUUUAAGUA